UAAGCACUGAGUGUUAAUUACCCACAGUUACAUUCAUUGACAUUUCUACAUUGAUUAGUGGUUGACCAACCAAGAUAAUGAAUAUUCAACAACUUUUAUUUUAUAAUUUCAUUCUGCUUUUCACCACUUUACAAGACACAGCUUGCAUGGAGGUCUCCAUCAUAGGCGGGAAGAAGGUCAAAAAACCUAAGCCAUGGCUGGUAUCCAUUCAGUUACAAAACCAGCAUGUCUGUGGAGGAAUAUUGAUUCAGGACCAGUGGGUUUUGACUGCUGCACACUGUAAAACAUUACUACGACCUCCACAAUCAGUAAGCAUCCUUUUAGGAGCUCUCUCUUUAACAAAAAAAAGCAAAAACAUUCAGCAUAUUGGAGUCCAAAGUUAUCAUAUCCCUGAAACAUUCAGCAGGAACUCAAAAAAGGAUGACAUCAUGCUAGUUAAGCUCCACAAAAAGCCCAAAUUAAUAAAAAAAAGAGUGGAAGUGAAGACAAUCCCCAUAUUAGGAAAAGAUGUCCCAGCUGGAACAAAAUGUAUUGUGAGUGGAUGGGGAACUACCAAUAAAGAAGUCUUGAAAGCCAGUAAAACACUGCAAGAGGCUGAGGUGACAGUGGUGAAAAGGAACCUGUGCAAAGAUUUCUACCGUGAAAUCCUUGUGAUCACCGAUGAUAUGCUGUGUGCAGGGGGAAUAAAGGCACAAAGAGAUGCAUGUUGGGGUGAUUCUGGUGGACCUUUGGAAUGUAAUAAUGACAUUGUGGGUGUGGUGUCAGGGGGAAAUGGAUGUGGUGACCCCAAAAAACCAGGUGUCUACACACUUCUCUCCAAGAGACAUGUUUCCUGGAUAAACAGCAUACUAAAAAAAUAUAAGGGCACAGUAGUUUAGUGAUAUAUGCUUUAUGAUUACAUACUCAAGGGUUUGCAUUUUUUUGGUGACAUCCAUUGUCUAUAUAUAUAAAGAUACAUUUGUAUUCUGA
Messenger RNA from Electrophorus electricus (electric eel), 969 nucleotides. RefSeq names its product granzyme K-like. The record is from RefSeq and is a predicted model, not a curated record. Lineage: Eukaryota; Metazoa; Chordata; Actinopteri; Gymnotiformes; Gymnotidae. Gene Ontology annotation, molecular function: serine-type endopeptidase activity. Gene Ontology annotation, biological process: proteolysis.